AUGUCAGAGGAACCAUCAUCGCCUCGGCCUGGGCCGCCAGCACUGCUGCGCUCCUCAGGGUUCCGCCUAGUGCUGUUGCUGCUGACGCCGUUCUUCGCGCUAUUACUGACACUUUGGGGCAUAAUUGGCCGCGUUUUCACUCUUCCGCCCAAACUCGUAGCUGCAACAGCUUUCAUGGUCACAUGGGUCCUGUAUCUCUGCAUUCCUCACAUUCCUGUACGUCUGCUGGACUGGCCGCUGGUCAUCACUCUGGGUCUCGCCAUCCUCUCGCUGCUGCCGCGACACAACAGUCACGUCGCUCAUGGAGCUGUGACAGCUACACUGGUGGUUUACGCCAUCAUUCGCGUGAGUCUCACGAGUCUAGAGAGCGGCACUACCGAGAAAUCCAUCGUGGAAGCGUUGGCAGUGCUUUGCUGUCUAUUUCCAGUGUGGUUAUCGAUUUGCAACUUGCAUUUGUGGUUGCCGUCAGAUCUGGAUGAACUGGAAAAAGUCGAGAGGAAGAUUUACGAACAUUUCAUCGUGACGGAGUUCUCGCAGACGAAAGUCGCAGGUCUCGGCACAAUUCACGUGCCAUAUUGCGGUGACGGCAAGCAGCUCCCGCCGAGGAAUUUGGUUCUUGUGCAUGGAUAUCUCGCUGGUAAUGCAUUCUGGACGGCGAACUUGCAAACUCUUGCAAAAUCAUUCAACUAUGCAGUCGAAUGGAAAGGAAUUGGACGAUCAGAUCGCCCGAAAUGGCAUCCGAAGACGGAUGACGAAAUGGAUGACUUCUUUGUGGAGUCGCUAGAAAACUGGAGACGCGAGGUGAAUCUCGAUCGCUUUAUCCUUUGUGGUCAUUCAAUGGGGGCCAUGUACAGUACUUACUUUGCGGAGAAAUACCCGCAACGUGUUGAGCACCUCAUUCUGAUCUCCCCCGCUGGAGUCAACAGUAGCGGCCUAACGCAAGAAGAUCUCCCCUCAUUUUUGAGGUUUACGUCGCUAUUCUACAUCACUCCAAUGAGUGCAAUACGAUUCGCGGGUCCACUAGGCCCCGGUCUCGUUCGAUGGUCGUGGCGUCAACGCAUCAAAUGGACACCAGCUACCAACAUCGUUCGAUCAGGGGAGGCGGACUUUGGUCUCAUUACGAACUAUUGCUACCACAACUGGGCGCUCCAGGCCUCGGGCGAUAUCGCGUUCUACACGCACUUGCACCCGGGAGCGAGUGCGAGACGUCGUGCAUUGGACAGCAUUCUAACCCCAGCGAAACUUCACGUCCCACUGACAAUUAUGUACGGUGGCGGCAUGGACUGGAUGAACUCGGAAUACGGUGAGGCGGUUGUUCGACGGCUGGAAAAGACCCAAUACGCCGUUUUCCGACUGGUUCCCAUGUCGGGUCACCAGGUGUUUAUGGACAACCCGAGCGACUUCAAUCAAAUGUUCAUCCAGGCGGUGCGCGACCAGGAGCAUGCGGCCACGCAAUUCACUCAACAGCCAAGUGGCAUCUAG
Phytophthora infestans T30-4 is the source of this 1482-nucleotide messenger RNA. RefSeq names its product serine protease family S33, putative. The record is from RefSeq and is a predicted model, not a curated record. Lineage: Eukaryota; Oomycota; Peronosporomycetes; Peronosporales; Peronosporaceae. Bases 1 to 1482 code for a protein of 493 amino acids. The transcript is spliced from 5 exons.